Prorocentrum cordatum is the source of this 2357-nucleotide messenger RNA. The record is from the annotation of a GenBank genome assembly. NCBI's taxonomy places the organism in Eukaryota, Dinophyceae, Prorocentrales, Prorocentraceae.
AAGCGCACUCUGUAGUUCGUCGUGCGUUCGCUUGUGUUGGCUGCUCUGUUUUGCAAGCAGCUCGCUCCGUUUUUAUGGCCACAGCGCCAAGAGCGCAGCCUCGCAAGGCAAUCAGGGCCAUCUCAGGGCCUUCAGGCCUUACUUUCCAAUUCGGAAGAGCACGACCGGCCAGACUCGUUCUGGUCGGUCCAGGUGGCGUUAUUGGCAGUGAGCUCUCAUAUAAUCAUGAGCAGACCUGCUGGAUUUCCCGUGAUAGUGAUAAUGAGCGGCUUUCGUGGAUUCCAGAGGAAAGCCGGUGGUAUUUCGUGAAAUGUAAAGGUGUUUCUUUCAAGAAGCCAGAGCCAGGUUUCCUGCGUUCGAAGUCGACGCAGUCGAUGCCUCAUGAGCUUGAAAGUGGGAGUUGGGAAGUCUGUAAGUCCACCAGUGGCAUUACCACCAGCAAAAACUCAUCAGCCAUAUGGGAGCCAGACGACACUGUAUACAUGGAUACUGUGGACAAUUAUUUCCAUCAGAUCGUCGAUAGUGCCAUUUCCACAAAGAAGAAGUCUCACCUUGACUCUGCAAUUGCCUUCGGUUGUAAGUUUAAUCUUCGCGACGCUGAAACAAUGCGGAAUGCACAGCGGGCAAGACGCUUUUGGGACUUCGAAUGGAACAGGAAAGCGCAAGAGGUUGCUUCUCGCGGUAUCAAACUCCGCCACAUGCUGGAUUUCUAUGAACACAUAGUUUGCGGUCAAUAUGGCAAGAAGGACCCAACCACUGCCGAGAUUGUGCAUGAUAUCAUUAAACACUACACAGACACAGACAGAGCUAGCUUGACUAACCAGUACCCCCCAAUGGGAAAUGAUGGUAUCUCUUUUCCACAUUAUCAUGUCAUUCAUGCUUGGGGUUCCCGUCAUUGCGACGUCUUGAGUGCAUUGGUAUAUCAUCUCACCGAAUUCACAACUCGGGCUACAACUGUGGCGCAAAUCGAGUCCGACUUGCGCAGGUAUGGGCGAGAGCAUCUGUCCCCAAAUCUGGACAAGUAUGUCUUCUUUUGUGCCUACUGUGUGAACCAAUGGGUGAGUCUGUCCCAAUUCGCAGGGAGCUCCGCGGUGCUGACGGACGACGAUGCCGCUUUUGAAUGCGAUAAGUUUGAAGAGGUCGCGACGCACAUAAGCCAGGCGGGUGGUCAAGCCAUUGUGGCAUUGGACGAAGCAUGUACGCCCCUUACACGGAUAUGGUGUAAUAGUGAGAUCGACGAGUAUUUUGAGAAAAAGCGUGACAUACAUUUUAGCACGAGCAGCAUUUUCGACAUGCAAGACCAUCACUUCAGUGAUGUCAGGAAGUGUGGCGCUUCUUGUGCAGAAGACAAAGCACGUAUAUUAGCAAAGAUCGAAAGCCGAGACGGGGGAGUCGACCAUUUCAACGAACGGCUCAAAACAGAAGUCAAAGAGCGGUUCAACACAUUCAGGAGAAACAUUGCCAGCUCACAGAUGCACAUGCCCCUGAAACACGUGGACCCUGCAGCUGAAAUCCAGGCUUUGCGCGCGGAGGUGGUGAGGGUCAGUUCUGAGUUGACUACAUUCCGCGGGCAUGUGGCUGAAGAGAUGCACGCCUCAGCCAGCUUGCGCAGCACAGUCGAGAGUCUCAAGAUGCAGCUCGAGUCCGAGAGGGUCCGGUCGUCGACGUUGCAGGACGCUGUCGACAUGCUGCAGCAAGUAGCGCUCGAGCAGCAGGGGCACAUCGAGUGGCUGAUCGACAGCGUCUCGCAAGCGAUGGGCCCCCCUCCCUGGACAAACCUGACCCUCUUGGCUGCGCAGGUCCGCGCAGAGGGCACGCGGCACCGGAGCGCGCGGGCGUGCGUUUGGGCUGGCCAGGGCGGAAAGGUGAGAUCUCAUGGCGCCCACAUCGCCGAGCGGGCUCGUUCGGAGCAAACGUGAAGCUCGCUCCGUUUUUUUCGCUCGCCGCUUCGGGGUUUGACACUGGCGGAAAUCCGCGCAGAAAUCCGCUGGAGCACGUCCUGCAAGGUCGGUGCAGUGAUAGAUCAUCGGCCGGCACCUCCCCCCCCCCGGGGGAGCGCCGAGAGAUGCAGGACGAUAUCCCAUGGUAGGCGAACGGCAGGAUCGGUGAGGCGGUCGGCGGAUGCCCCCCGAGCGGAGCCCAGAGGGGAGCACCAGCUUGCGCGUGGGAGGCCCGCCUGUGCGGCCGAGAAGCUCGCCCUCCGCGGGCAGCCCGCUCCGGCUCGCCCGCUCGGCCCGUGCGCACUCAUCGCGCGCCUCGGUGUGACACCGCCCUGAUGCGAUGCGCUGCACCAGCGAGGACCAGCUGCGUUGAGAGGAGUUUUAUUUCGGGCGAAAGCAUGCGUUACUUACCAGGGG